AUGCAUACUACCCCCCAUGCAAAGCCCCGCCCACGCCGGCGCCCGGAAGGUGGCCGUCGAGGUCGCCCGCCCAAGCCCCCGAGCCAACUGGCGAGUAGCCAAUGUGCCUACACUCAUCAUCCCCCUGUCCCAGGGCUCUCUCCACUGGCAAGCCUAGGGGAGGGGGCCCUGCGUGUAGUGCCCCCCGUUCGAAAGCCCCGGCCUGGGUCCCCCGGAAAGGUGGCCCCGCCUGAACCCCCCCCCCCCCCGGGCCCUCGCGCCUCGCGCGGCUCCCCCUCUCCAACUGCCCUCGCCCCGUCGGCCAGAGCGGCCAACUCCCCCGCCGCGCCAACUGGCGCCCUGCGCCCCCCACGCUGGGGCGCGAAGCACCACCGGUGGCGCCCUCGCCCCGGGACCGGGGGACCGGGGCCCGCCUGCAGCGCGUGGUUGCGUGGGCACCGGCGUGCCGGGGUGUCCUACCGCGAGGGUCACCCUGCCAGGGCCCCCACCGUAAGAUCCCCCGCCGCCCCGGCAUUCCUCGCGCAACGCAACGCAACCACUGUCGCGGGCCCUCAAUCCCUCAGCCCCGGGCCGUCGGGCCCUGGUCGCUUCUACACAAACCCACCGACCCCACUUGGGGGGUAA
Messenger RNA from Penicillium samsonianum, 624 nucleotides. RefSeq lists its product as uncharacterized. NCBI's taxonomy places the organism in Eukaryota, Fungi, Ascomycota, Eurotiomycetes, Eurotiales, Aspergillaceae. The record is from RefSeq and is a predicted model, not a curated record. The coding region runs from base 1 to 624 and encodes 207 amino acids. The transcript has a single exon.